Messenger RNA from Tuber aestivum (summer truffle), 349 nucleotides. NCBI's taxonomy places the organism in Eukaryota, Fungi, Ascomycota, Pezizomycetes, Pezizales, Tuberaceae. The record is from the annotation of a GenBank genome assembly.
AUGCACCCACACUUGAACAGAACCAACAACGAAGGUCCUCCUCCUCCCUCGCCCUACCCCAUGUUUGAAAGCGAAACAACAAAACAAAACAAGACAAGACAAGACAAGACCCGUUAGCUGACCCGAGCGAGGUGAAGACAGUUGCGCCGAGGUGACCCGGAUACUGGAGGAAUGCCACGCUCGCGGGUUCGUGUGGAAGGCCAUGGGCAUGUGCAACGGGGCCAAGCAUAACCUGAACAUGUGUCUGCGGGCCGAGAGGCUCGAGCGGACGAGGAGGAAUAGGGAGGCGGCGACGGUCAAGAGGAAGGAGAUUGUGCGUGUGUGGGAAGAUAUCGAGGCGAAUUCGUGA